AUGGCCGAAUACGUGCGCAUCAGAGAAGCUGGAAGUUCCCGUCUGGGGGACGACAAUGGCCACGACUUCGCUCGCCACCGGGACUCCUUUGAGCACGAAGACCUCCCUCUCCAUGAGAAAGAGCUGGAUGAGAAACCCGCGGCCACGACCCACGAGACUGACGAUGCAUCAGACUCGGAUGACUCGGAUCUAGAGGACAUCAUAGACGUGGAAAAGCAGUCUUCUGCCGACAUGCCAAAAUGGACGCGGUACAACACCUACGGCUCGCUUGUCAAGUCUUGGUGUGUCACCGCACUACCAAGGUUCUGCCAAUCGGGUGGGCUACGACUGAAAGGCGAGCCGCAUCCCACAGCUUGGUUGGAUGCUCUUCGCGGGUACGCGGCGUGGAUCGUCUUCCAAUACCACGCCUUCAACACCUACGAUCCGUCCUGGCGGCGACAGCCGUUUGUGUCGAUUCUGUUCGCAGGUCCGGGCAUGGUUGCUCUGUUCUUCGUCAUCUCCGGCUACGUCCUGAGCUACAGCCUGCUGAAGCAGAUCCGGAACCGGCAGUCCGCCGGUAUGCUCGAGAGUCUCGCGUCUUCCACGUUCCGACGGUACCUUCGACUGUAUGUCUCCAGCAUUGUGGCGACGGUGUUCGCUUUCAUCUUGAUCCGGCUGGGCUGGUACAACCCCUUCGGGAUAUAUGUUCCAUCCUUCCUUGGCCAAGUAGGCCACUGGCUUUUCGACACCAUCAUCUUCAUCAACCCGUUCGGCGACAUCCGCGGGUGGUACCAUCGUGGCACCCAAGACAGCAAUUACCUGUCGACUCUGUGGACGAUCCCUGUCGAGUUCCGCGGUAGUAUGAUCCUAUUCGGCUUCUGCGCCGCUGUGUGCAAGCUGACCACCCCGUGGCGCAUGGCUCUGACCUGGCUGGUUAUCUUGCUGUGCUAUGUGUGGAACUCGGUUUUCGUGGCCGAAUUCCUGUACGGCCUGUUCGUCGCCGACCUAUCUCUACUCAGAAACCCGGACCGCCUCCGCCGUCCUGCUGCAACCGAAGCCCUAUCCUCACCUCUACCGUCACGGGUGUUUGUGAUGGAGACUGCUGCUCACGCGCCGCGGUUCUGGAAGUGGAACUGGAGCCUGAAUCGGACCCCACGGUCGCGCAUCGCCGCCAACGUUGGUUAUUCUCUCCUUUUCCUCCUAGGCAUCUUUCUCCUCGGCGAGCCCGACGGCAUAGACCUGGGUGUCUGGGGCCAGUUCCCAUGGCGGUUCCUCAAAUCAUUCAUCCCGUUUUACUACACCAAUGGCGCCGAGGCGUACUGGUACCUUUCGGUCGGCGGUUUCUUCCUCGUGCUGGCUAUUGACUCAUUCCCAGCCCUGCAGCGCCCGCUGAUGUACGGCUUCAGCCAGUACGUCGGCGACCUGAGCUUUGGCAUCUAUGUGCUGCACCCGCCCGUGACCAUUGCCUUUUACCACGGCUUGAUGGAGCCCUGGCGGGUCAAGCACCUCGGAUCCUCGCCGUUGGCUUUCAUUCCGGGGUUUAUAGCUCUGACAUUGAUGGUGUUUAUCUUGGCCGAUUAUUUCAGCAGACUGGACAAAAAGGUCGUGAGGCUCGGAAGGUGGUUGCAGGCCAAGCUGUUCAGGAAGUGGGAUUGCUGA
Molecule: messenger RNA, 1638 nt
Organism: Capronia epimyces CBS 606.96
Lineage: Eukaryota; Fungi; Ascomycota; Eurotiomycetes; Chaetothyriales; Herpotrichiellaceae
Exons: 1
Coding region: 1-1638 (545 amino acids)
Biological process (GO): polysaccharide biosynthetic process
Cellular component (GO): membrane
Molecular function (GO): acyltransferase activity, transferring groups other than amino-acyl groups
Source: RefSeq, a predicted model, not a curated record